Pisolithus orientalis is the source of this 1827-nucleotide messenger RNA. RefSeq names its product major facilitator superfamily domain-containing protein. The coding region runs from base 142 to 1689 and encodes 515 amino acids. The transcript is spliced from 12 exons. Gene Ontology annotation, molecular function: transmembrane transporter activity. The record is from RefSeq and is a predicted model, not a curated record. Lineage: Eukaryota; Fungi; Basidiomycota; Agaricomycetes; Boletales; Pisolithaceae. Gene Ontology annotation, biological process: transmembrane transport.
AGGUGCAGUAUUAGACAUUUCAGUUCUUGUCAUCACAUGGCGACACCCAUACAAAUUCGUUGGGUUAUUCUUCCCCAUGCCCUGAGCCUCAACUGUCACCCGUGUCCACUCCUGUCGUAGAACGGGAGUCCUCCGCGAGAUAUGCCACGGGAAGUGCGAGGUGUUCCCCAGCAGACCGUCUCCGCGACAACUUUGGCCCAUGUUGAUGACCCCGUAUAUGUGAGCGAACUCCCAGAUUCGCUAGCUAGGCCAGACGCCCACGAUAAAACUGACAAACAAGACGACGACACCCAAUGGGAGUUUGAUCCAAGCAAUCCUCGGAAUUGGUCUGCGUUGAAAAAAUGGACUGCGACUACUCUUGUAUCCUUUUACACCUUUCUCGCACCCUUAGGCAGUUCCAUGAUGGCCCCAGGAUUGCCUGACAUAGCGCUGAGAUACCACAUAACAAAUCCCACGGUCCUUGCGCUAACCCUGUGUGUCUUCUUACUCUCGCUGGCCGUCGGCCCGCUGUUUAUUGCCCCCCUGUCCGAAAUGUACGGGCGGGUAUGGGUGCUGCAUAUCGGGAACCUUGUUUUCCUUACCUUCAAUUUGGCAUGCGCUUUAGCGCCAACGGCCGGCACAUUUGUUGGUUUCCGCUUCCUUGCUGGUUUCGCUGGUAGCACCCCUUUGGCAAUUGGCGGGGGGGUCAUCAGUGACCUAUUUGCCGAACGCGACCGGGCGUCUGCUAUGGCACUUUACACCAUGGGGCCCCUGAUAGGCCCAGCAAUUGGCCCAGUCAUAGGGGGCUUCAUCAGUCAGUCAGUCGGUACGCAGUAUGUCUUUUACCUCAUUACUGGCCUUUGUGGUCUUGCCGCGGUCCUGGCUAUCCCUCUCUUACGGGAAACAUAUGCUCCGCUUAUCCGCCUUCGAAAAUCCAAGCAUCCUACGGAUCCCGAAAAGAAGGCUGCGGCCCAUACGAGUGCCCCGCAAGUUCCUGCAAACAAGUGGAAUUACUUAUGGGUCAACAUAUCUCGCCCUAUGCUCAUCCUUACCCGGAGCUUCAUAUGUUUUGUUUUAAGUUUGUACAUGGCCUUGAUGUAUGCCAUCUACUACUUGAUGUUUGCCACAUUUCCGAACCUGUUCUCCGAAGUCUACCAUUGGAGCGUUGGUAUCGGCGGUUUAGCAUACGUUGGUCUUGGAAUAGGAUUCCUGCUGUCGGCCUUGUUAGGCGCUAAGAUAUCGGACAAGUUGUACUCACGUCUGGUAGCUAAGAACGACGGGAGGGGGAAGCCUGAGAUGAGAGUCCCAGCUCUCAUAUUUGGGUCGUUUUUUGUCCCUGUUGGGCUACUCUGGUAUGGUUGGUCUGCCCAGGCAGGAAUCCAUUGGAUUAUGCCAAUUAUUGGGACCUCCAUCUACGGUUUUGGACUAAUGACCACGUUCCUCCCAAUUCAACUGUACCUUGUCGAUGCUUUCGUGUACAGUGCAAGUGCAAUCGCAGCCGCGUCGUUUUUCCGAUCCUUUUUAGGAUUUGUCUUCCCCCUUUUCGGGGAGCAGAUGUUCAAUGCUCUUGGGUAUGGAUGGGGAAAUACGUUGCUUGGAGGACUUGCAAUCGUCAUCGGGAUUCCGUUCCCGAUCUGGAUAUAUUGCGCUGGCGAACGUAUCCGGUCUCGAAGCGCCCUAUUUCAGCGUCCUGCUGAGUCGGCUGGAUGAUUAGCGUGAUGGUGGUCGGGUCCCCAGUUCUUGAUGUCCGAAUACUGAUUGUAUGUCGCGUGCUAAAAUGGAGUAGACACCCCGUUAGACCCCGUUACUUACUAAUCAUGAAAUUCACGACAUUUGGACACAGGAACA